Messenger RNA from Haplochromis burtoni (Burton's mouthbrooder), 1447 nucleotides. RefSeq lists its product as uncharacterized. The transcript is spliced from 9 exons. Lineage: Eukaryota; Metazoa; Chordata; Actinopteri; Cichliformes; Cichlidae. The coding region runs from base 297 to 1100 and encodes 267 amino acids. The record is from RefSeq and is a predicted model, not a curated record. Gene Ontology annotation, cellular component: membrane.
GUCACUUUCACUUUCUUUUUCAUACUUCUUUGUCAUUUACCUUCCUGUUUUCUUACUGACAUUCAUAUCUCUAUUUCAAUCACCCUCCAUGCUUAAUUAGUUGUUAUUGUUACCUGGAAUAACCUCUCCUCUCCUCUUCUCCCCUUCUCUCUUUUCCUCUCAGCCAAUCUUCCAAACUUGGUCAUGUUAUUCGUUCUGCCGCCAAACACGGAGCUUUAAACAACAUCCAUCACACAGGAGUGGGCUCUGGACUUUACUCUGUUUCUAUUUUAACUGGACUCGCUCAGACAGCAGCCAUGGCUCGCUGCAGGAGCUACUUGCGAGGACUUGCUAUCUGUGUCACUGUGUUGCUACUGGUGUCUGGGUUUGUGAUGAUUGGUGCUGCUUUUUCCCCCAUUGAUGAUAUACCUGUUGCAGAGUUGUUUGACCAGCUGUCCAUUAGUAAUGGCUUACUGGUCCUGCAGGUGUUUGGUCCACUCACAAUGGUUUUGUCUGUUCUGGGCAUAUCUGCUGCCUCUUUGGACUACAAAUCUUUGCUGUUGGUGUUUUCUGCUCUGACAUUUGUGGAGUUUGUGGCACUAAUGAUUGUUGCCUCACCCCUGGUUCAGGUUCAAGCUCAGAUGGACUUUGCCGUGGAUGAAUUGUUUCUCAAUGUGACACCCCUACACAAAGCAGCAGCUGACAUCCAGAAAGAAUUAAAUAAGCUUCAGACGUCGGACUCCUGUUGUGGUUUGAGGAAAUUUGAAGACUGGGAUAAUCAGCUUCCUUUUUCCUGUAUCUGCACACCUCCUACAACCACCUAUACCAGUGAGUCAAGAUCUCAGCCUGGUAAUUCCAGCUCAUAUGAGCCUUGUGUGAUGGUGGGAAGUAACCAGCAGUUUGUGCACUCCAAGCCCUGUGGUCCCAUCCUAAAGAGCUACCUGAGUUUCCCAGUCAAGCUCAGAAUAGGAAUCAUUUCAGCUUUCGCCACCAUUGCAAUAACAGCCAUUGCUCUGUGUCUUGCUUUGGGUCUGGAGAAAUACUGGAAGAAGCCUCCAGUUGAAACUACAGUCGACGAUUACGACAGAGUGAAAUACCAACCUAAACCUUCCCUCACCUGACCUCAACGAUACUAAUGCGCUUCCACUCUCUGGGCUUCUGGUGCUGAUGAGAUGGUCCAGAAUGAACACAUGGUGCUUUAUCGAGCUGUUGCCUGAAAAUGCUAAUUUGGUGUAUAUGGUGUAAAACAUUUCCUUCUUGAAAUGUUCAUCUUGUGUUUGAUGGAAGGGGAUCAAAACAAUAGAUACUUAAACUUUUCAUUGUAGCAAAAUACCUUCAUGUAUUCAGUAGCAGAAGCAAAUUUCUAACAGCAGCAUCCUGAUGGCAUCAGCUUUAACCACUACAGCUGCUUCCCAUAUCAACAUGGAAAUUUCUGUUACUGUUUAAACAUGCUUCUGGUAUCUAGUUA